AACAACCGUUAUGAAGAGGCAAGUCGUUCGCCCGCCGCCGUCUCCGUCUGUCUCUUUAACUCAACGGUUCGUCGGCACUCUCGUCAAUCGUGUCGAAGCCACCAGGAAGUGAAGACAUUUUUGCAGCUGUUUUCUUCGAAACAAUUUGAUAGCUAAUUCCCAGUCAAAAUGCCGGCUAAAGCAGUUUGUGUUCUGAGCGGCGAUGUCAAGGGCACCAUCUUUUUCCAGCAAAAUGGAGAUUCGGAUCCGGUGAAGGUUACUGGCGAAGUGACCGGACUGAAGCCGGGCAACCAUGGAUUCCACAUCCACGAGUUCGGUGACAACACCAACGGAUGCACCUCGGCUGGACCGCACUUCAACCCGCACGGCAAGGAGCACGGUGGCCCCGAUGCCGCCGAAAGACACGCCGGAGACUUGGGCAACGUUGUCGCCGAUGGCAGCGGAGUCGCCAAGGUCGAUAUCUCCGACAGUCAGAUUUCCUUGUCCGGACCGCUGAGCAUCCUGGGACGCACUGUGGUCGUGCAUGCCGAUCCUGAUGAUUUGGGCCUGGGUGGACACGAAUUGAGCAAGUCUACCGGAAACGCCGGUGCUCGUCUGGCUUGCGGUGUCAUUGGGAUUUGCAAAGCAUAAACCUUCCAAACUGUAACGGUUACGGAAGAGUUCCACAGAAAACAUUCGAACGGGAUUCGAGUUGCAUCCUCGUACUAACCUAAAACCUUCCCUUGGGAAAUGGAACCUGUGUCCUUAAAAAAACGUCGAUUUGAUAGACGGAAAGUCCCUUAGUUGUAUCCAUAUGUUCUAUGAACAAAUUGUCUACUGUUUUGUCUGGUCUGAAUAAAGUCAAAAGUUCAUUACUCAUGA
This is a messenger RNA of Aedes aegypti (yellow fever mosquito), 861 nucleotides long. RefSeq names its product superoxide dismutase [Cu-Zn]. The transcript has 3 exons. Bases 169 to 630 code for a protein of 153 amino acids. The record is from RefSeq and is a predicted model, not a curated record. Gene Ontology annotation, biological process: removal of superoxide radicals. Gene Ontology annotation, molecular function: copper ion binding; superoxide dismutase activity. NCBI's taxonomy places the organism in Eukaryota, Metazoa, Arthropoda, Insecta, Diptera, Culicidae.